AUGACCGACGAAGCCGAGCAACCUACGCCGUCGUACGAAUCCUUCCCCUUCUCCCCACCUCGCACCGAUGAACCGACGCAUCAAGCCCUACGUCGCUUCGGGUCGCGCGUGUCUGGCCAGGGAGAUGGUUCAGCAACAGGAGCCGACUCGACGGGCGGAACAGGCGGCCUGGGCGCGCUAGGCCGGUUGAAGCGCUUGUUUGUCGGGACUGGAGGAGACGGCGAGGAUGGUUCAACCUCGGCCGAUGGGGCAGGCAGGGAGGCGGCGAGCUCUCCACCACGUCCGACAGUCGCCAGCUCGCACCUGCGAGGCGUGGCGGUCUCGCUUCAGCAGCAACUUUCCGGCUCUUCACCUCGCGACACUCUCGAUGGCGACGACAGCGCGGUGGUCGCGCAACGGGCGGCCUCGAGAACACGCAGCAAGUCUCAGGGAAGGAGCAGCAGCGGGAAGACUGGAGGGACCGCUGCCGACAGCUCGUCACGCUCGCCGACUCGCCAACGGGACCAGCGCGACCCAAUUCCUUUCCCUUCCUCUUCUUCCGGAGUCGCGCCCUCACCCUCUCAAAGUCGACGAUCUGUACGCCCUGUUCGCCUGUCAGGCGCAUUGCCGCCUGCUCCUUCCGUCAGCGUCAACAUGCAGAAUGCCGAGCCAAACGUUUCCGUCCCGCCUGGGCGAAACAGCGGCAGCGACUAUCGCUACACUCCUACGCCAGACUCGCCAAACGCCAGCGACUUCGACCUCGGGGCGUCAGGCGGACGGCCCUCACUCGGCCAGCGUGCGAGGAGGUUGUCGUCCAAUCUUGCCGGCCUUGGCCAGCUCGCCAAGAGCGUCAAGGCGAAGGACGAAGAUGCGUUGAGCGUUUGGUCCGUCGGUACGGGAGCGGCGAAAGGCAGUCCUUCAGCAGUUGAGGCGAUCAGGAAGAUGCAGGAGCAGACUCUGGACAAGAAGGUUUGGAUCGCCGACAAAGCUGUGCGCGAGUGCGAAGCUUGUAAUCGACCCUUCAAUGCGCUCCGUCGGCGGCAUCACUGCCGCAUGUGCGGGAACGUGUUCUGCGGCGCCUGCUCGUCAAACUGGCUGCCAACGUACGGCAGGGAACGCAACGUGCGCAUCUGCGAUCACUGCAUGGCCCAACGUCGUAACAAGGAGGCUCUCCGAAUUACGCCGACCACGACUUGGGAAGAUGCUGCCUCCGUCUCACGCCUUCCUCCGCCCAAAGCACGCCCCGCCUCUCCGCCUCGAAUUUCGGCAUUCGAAACCCCUCAGACCCCUUCAACCAUCGCGACGGUUUCGAAGGUGUACCGCCCAUCCAGCCUGCGCCAACGCCAGAGUCGCCUCUCCGCCUCGAUCCACCGCGUCGACCUCGCCGUCGACCGCAUCUCUGAAGCCGGCUCGGAUCGCCCAGCGACGCCGGUGUUCGAAGAAGCGGGCGAUGCGAGUCCCGCCGAAAGUCGGCAACACAGCCCGAAAAGCUCGAUGCAUCGUGCCCAGCUCGAACAGCUCCAGCAGGCGCAGCGCAGCGUGAACGGCGAUACGCCGCUCGAUUCAGGCAUCGAGCCUGGGCUGCAAAGCCCGACGCUCUCCGUGGCCACAGCGCCGUUCAGGCGCGAGCUCGGCGAGGAGGACCACCCCACGGCGGACGAGGCGGGGGAUGAGGCAGAAGACGAGGCUGGCCGACGAAGAUUGAAGAGCCACGGCGAUGGCGAUCACGGGGAGAAAGGAGUCGUCCCGGAGUCAGCGGGGCUCGGGCUGGAUUUCGGCGAGGAGGGCUCGUUCUCCGUUAUGGCGGCUGCCGCAGCAUCCGACGUCGACGGAUCGCACCUCUUGGCCCAGCGCAGCGGCGAUGGUACAUCAGCAGCUCCAGCACGCCAAUCUUCCUUCCUGCCUAAUCUCGGCCGCUCGACUUCGCGCUUCUCAACGCACCUCCUAGACUACCUGCCCGAAUUCCUUGCCGACGCCCACGCGCCUGUGAACCCGGACAUCUACCACGCCGACGCCUUCCGUGCUGUCGAAGCCGUCGAUAUCCCGCUCUCGCAAGCCGCCCUAAGCCACAUCCGCCUCAUGAUCCGCCAGUCGCUCGAGCGCGAGAACAUCCCGGAUCCGAGUGCAUGGGUGGUCGAACUCGAGAGGCUCCUCUUCUCCGUCGCCGACCGGCUCGCCAUUCUCGACAGCGUCGAUACCGGGACGUUCGAUGUACACGACCACAUCCGCAUCAAGCGGAUCCCCGGCGGCCGCCCUCGAGACAGCGAGUUCGUCAAUGGCAUCGUCAUCACGAAGAACGUCAUGCAGAAGAGGAUGCCUCGGCAGCUGUCGAAUCCGAAGAUCAUGCUCCUCUCGUUCGGCCUCGAGUACCAGCGCGGCGACGCUCAAUACUUCUCGCUCGACAAGGUCAUCGACCAAGAGCGCGAGCACCUCCGCAACGUCAUCACCCGCGUCACCAGCUUCUUUCCCCAGAUCGUCCUCUGCGAGCGUAACGUAUCGAGUAUCGCGCUCGAGUACCUCAAGGAUCGCGGCAUCGCGGUCGCUCGCCACGUCAAGCCGGAGGUCCUUGCUGCCAUCUCGCGUUCGUUCGGCGCCGACAUCCUCCCUUCGACGAACGCCCUCUUCGACCCGAAACUCGGCCGAUGUCGCAAGUUCAGCGUCCAGACCUUUGUCCACCCCGAUAUCCCCGGCAAGCGGAAGACCGUCCUCCGCUUCGAAGGCGGCGAGCAACAGGCGGCCUGCACGAUUGUACUGCGCGGCGCAAGCAUGGAGGUGCUCGGCAAGAUCAAGCGGAUAAUCGAGAUGCUCGCGCUCGUCGUCUAUCACGCCCACCUCGAAGGCUACCUUCUGCACGACGAGCGCAUCGAGGUCGUUCCGCCGCUACUCGAUCAACGAAGACCGUCGACUGUCACGAUGAGCGAAGGCUCACCGGCGAACGCGGACGCAGCAACGGUGUCGUCCUCGCUGAGCGAGAAGGAGGCGAUGGCGGACCGCAUCGCCGAGACCAUCAGGCCUUACGAGUCGACAGCGUUAUCGAGUUCGGCGCUGGUUCAGUAUCCUCCGCCGUACCCGCUUCAGCGAGUGGCGGAGGAAGAGCGCGUCUUGCGGGAGUUGCGCGAGCAGCGCGAGGCGGAGGAGACGCGCCGGAUCCUGGAGGAAGAGACGGCGUCGCGCCUUUCGACCAGUACGACUCCCGACGCUGCCCCGGCGUCAGGAGAGACUGCGUCGAGCGGCUCCUCGAUUGUCGACGUCGCACCUUCGGCGAAGCCUGCAAGUAUCGUCCACCCAUCCGAUGCUGCGCUCGUAGCGCCUGCUCUCGAUUCUACCCUCGUCUCAACUCCUCGCCGACCAGCCGACCUCGCCAAAGAGACCGACUUCCGGGACGCCGAAGAGGAGCAUGCUCAGCACCUCGUCAAAUGGGAAGACUACCGUCACGCGCAUCCCUGCAGGCUCGACCCUCUCAACUUCCAGCACAUCUACGUCCUCGAAUCGCUCGUCCACGUCGGGAAAGACGGCGAACCUGAUCGACUUUGCAGGCCGCCGCAGAUCCGCAUGAUCGACUUCUACCGCGAGAACGACACGACCAUCGGUCAGUACCUGCGAGACGCCGACGCCUCCCUUCGCGCGCAAGAACCGUGCCCGUCGCCGUCUUGCCACGAGCCCCUGAGCAGCCAUGCCCGCAUUUUCGUCCACGACUCGCUCGUCCUCAAAGUGCGAUGGGAAAACUCGGACAACGAGGUCUUGCGGGGUGCAGUCGGCAUGAGCGCUAUCUGUCGCCGCGACGGCUGCGCGUGCACCGCCCGACUCGUGCGUGCCUCCAUCGAGACGACGCGCCUGAGCUUCGGCAAGUUCCUCGAGCUGUCCUUCUAUCCGUCCGACCAACUCGCCUGCGCGAACGAAGCGUGCGGUCACGACGGGCAGCUCGACCAUGUCCGCUACUGGCACUUCGGCGACGUCCGCGUCGCAUUCGCGAUGGCUCGAAUCGACCUGCGCAACAUCGCAACGCCGCCCCGCCAGAUCAAGGUCCGACCGGAACGCCGCCUCGAGCUCCGCAACUUGGAGUACAACCAGAUCCUUCUGCGGACCGACUCGUUCUUCGACUCCGCUCAGGCUCGCAUCGCCGCUUUCAAGUACGAGGGCGUCCCGCCCGAGCUCGUCGAGGAGUCCAAGACAGUCCUUGCAUCCUUCGCGUCGCGCUGCGAGGGGGACAGGCAGGCGAUCAAGCGGCUGCUCCUCGCCGUCUACGACAAUACGGAGGAUUCGAAUGGGAGCGAGAUGACUUCGGUGCGCCGCCUGUUGCAGGAGAAGAGCCAUGCCUUCGAUGCCGACUGGGCAGCUCUGGUCAAGCGCGUCAUGCCGAUGGAACUGCCCGACCUGCGCAAGGCGUCGACGGCUCAGCUCAAGCGCUUCUUCCCCGAGGCCGGCAUCGGCCCUGCGACCCAGCGAUCCGCCUCGUCGUCUUUGCCUCCCGCGCUCGAGGUCGACGAGUCGGCAGACGGCGUCGAGCCUUCCGCUGCCGCUGUAGAACCAGGCGACGAGGCUGCCGAGGAGGCAGAAAACGCCGCUGCGGCAUCUGUCCGCGACGCCGAGAUUCAGAUUGAGCCGCCGUCCCCGCCGCGACCAGCAGAUUCGCUCUCUGCCUCCAGGGCGACAAUCACGGCGCCGCUUUCAGUGUCCGACUCCGCCACGCCGACGACGCUCCGCCGUGCAUCCCUGUCCGGCAGCGAUCUUGACAGCGAUUCGACCGUCCAUGCCGACGAACCGACGGCUACUCUAACCCGCAAUACUUCCCUCUUCAUCCGCCAACGAGUCCAGCACACGGACGACACGAGCGCGGCGGAGAGCGAGUCAGAGCAAUCCGCACCCCGGCGACGUCGACAGGAACCAAACAUCGCGAGCCUCGUCAACGUCUUUGACGGCGCUGCAGGUUCGCUCUCGCGCAACAGCACGUUCAAGGCGAAGCAGUCGUCCCCGGCUCGUCCAGGUUUCCGUCGCAUUCAGACCGACAAGCCGCCGUCUUCCGCGAAGAUCCGACCGCGACCGAACAAGGUGCCGUCCGACACCGACACGAGCUAUGCUCGGAAUGUCGGCGUCUCUCACCUCAUGGAUCGCUCCCUGUCUGCCGCUGCCGCCCGACCCUCCCGCAUCCCCGCCCGCAAGCCGCUCAAGGCAGAGACGGAUCACGGCGCCAGCGCGCCUGGGACCGCUUCUACGUCGCCAAUCUCCACCCGACCCUCGUCGCGUGCCGCUUCAAGGACGCCUGCCUCCAGAACUGCCUCUCGCCCUUCGAGUCCCGUAACGGCUCGCAAGCCUGCAGGCUCGCCACCGGCUGGAGAUAGUGCGCCGCAGCGUCCCGCCUUGAAGCCGUCGUCGUCCUCUCGCUCGACCAUCAAAGGCAGAAGCGGCCGCCGGGCAGCUCCUCUUGCAUCCGAAUCGAGCGUCGCCGACCACCGCACGUCGUCAAGGUCGCGCAACGAGCUUGGCUUAGACCGCCCAACGGCGAGCUCGACGAAUAAGAUCGCCACGCGCCGAGUCGUCUCGACUGGAACAGGCCGCUUUGUCAGCUCCAUGCGUCGCCGCUUCGAAAAGGCGGCGGAACAAUCUGAGCGCAGCGCAGUCACGAGAAAACGAGCUCGGCCCAUCAUCACGUCGCAGCCAACCGUCAGGAUCUUCGACAACAUUCGCGACGCGAUCAAGGAGGACUCGAGCGACGAGGAGGGGGCCCAGAGCGACGCUCGAAGUGCGGAGGAGUCCGACGGAGCCGACGACGAGUUCGAUGACGAGCACGACGCGCCCGAGCCCGAGGACAUGCCUGGAGGUGCAGUGGACGGUCCAGCUGCUCCCGAGCCGGAGGCGGUCCCGCGCCCUCAACAGCCGACACUUGCCACAUCGUCGAUGGCAGACGCUCUCGCGCGCUCGAACAGCGCCGCCCGCUCUGAUGUCCUGCUCCUUCAGCCGUCCUCCAGCGAUCACGCUUCGGGCGAGCGCUCGGAUUCCGACUACCCCUCCAUCCCGCACUCGCCUACGGGCGCCGACUCCUUCACCUUCCCUCGCAUGUCUGAAGGCGAAUCGAGCGGUACCGAACGUCGAUCGCUGUUCAACGCGCUCUCGAGCUUGUGGAAUUACCGCAACGGCGACUUCUCACCGCUUGCUUACCCGACGCUUCCAACCGAGCAUGUUUACGCCGACAACCCCAUCCUGGUUCGCGAAGACGAGCCGACAUCCAUCAUCGCCCAUGCCUUGAGCUCCCGCAAGUACUACCAGGCAUUCGAGCAUCCCGAGCUGCCUCACAUUCGCGACGGGCUCCGCGCGGGGAAUGACGCCGCGAGCGAGAAGUUCUCGAUCGUUUCGCUCGAGGAACCGGACGUUUCGAAGGCUGUGGAGGAGAUGCUGCGAGCCUCCACGCAACGGUCGUUCAAGCUUGGCGAUCUCGAACUCGGGGACAUCUCUGCUCGGUGCACCGUCUUCUGGGUUGAGCAAUUCGAGGCUUUGCGCCGGCAGUGCGGCUGCGACACGCAGUUCGUCGAGUCGCUUUCACGCUGCCUCAAAUGGGAUGCGGCUGGCGGCAAGUCCAAGGUCGACUUCCUCAAGACUCUCGACGACCGCUUCAUCGUCAAGCAACUGUCCAAGCCCGAGAUGGAGGUCUUCGCCCGUUUCGCACCCGCCUACUUCCAGUACAUGGCCGACGCGCUGUUUCAGGGCAGACCGACUUUGCUCGCCAAGGUCUUUGGCAUCUACCGCGUCAGCCUCGGCAAGCAGUAUCGCAACGUCGACUUUCUCGUCAUGGAGAACCUUUUUUACGCCCGCCAGCUCAAGCAGAUCUUCGACUUGAAGGGCUCGACUCGCAACCGCCGCGUUGACGAGAACAACCCGGUCUUGCUCGACGAAAACCUCCUCGAGCUCUCGCUCAAGAACCCUUUCUACGUGCGGGAGGAAUCGAAGCAGCUCAUCAGGCAGGCCGUCUGGAACGACAGCCAGUUCCUCUCGGACUUAAACGUCAUGGACUACUCGCUCGUCGUGGGCGUGGAUGCGGUCAAGUCGGAACUCGUCGUUGGUAUCGUCGACUACAUCCGGACGUACACUUGGGACAAGCGCAUCGAGAGCUGGGUCAAGGAGACGACAUUCCUCGGCGGAGCGUCCAAGGCAGGAGGACCCACCGUCAUCACGCCCAAGCAGUACAAGAUGCGCUUCCGAGAGGCGAUCGACGGCUACCUGCUCCUUUCCCCGACGCCAUGGCUCGAUUUGGCCGCCCUGCGCGCUGGGCAAGGCAACCCGGUGAAGACUGCGGCGCCCGUCGCGCCUGCCAACGACGGCGCCGCCGACAACGCCACGGUCCUGCUUCCGUCGUCCGCGACGUCCACCUACUCGGCACCUCCGCCGUCCGACACUUCUUCCGUCAUAGCAGCCGCUUCCCUCGCAGCAUUCUAG
Molecule: messenger RNA, 7407 nt
Organism: Rhodotorula toruloides NP11
Lineage: Eukaryota; Fungi; Basidiomycota; Microbotryomycetes; Sporidiobolales; Sporidiobolaceae
Product: 1-phosphatidylinositol-3-phosphate 5-kinase
Exons: 15
Coding region: 1-7407 (2468 amino acids)
Biological process (GO): phosphatidylinositol phosphate biosynthetic process
Cellular component (GO): fungal-type vacuole membrane; endosome membrane
Molecular function (GO): 1-phosphatidylinositol-3-phosphate 5-kinase activity; metal ion binding; ATP binding
Source: RefSeq, a predicted model, not a curated record